Messenger RNA from Dermacentor albipictus, 738 nucleotides. RefSeq lists its product as uncharacterized. The record is from RefSeq and is a predicted model, not a curated record. Lineage: Eukaryota; Metazoa; Arthropoda; Arachnida; Ixodida; Ixodidae. Gene Ontology annotation, biological process: negative regulation of chemokine activity. Gene Ontology annotation, molecular function: C-C chemokine binding.
UUAGGAAGCACGUAAGCUGAGCCAUGUCUGCUGCCCGGUUUCUCACGUUGCUCUUCGUAACAGUACUCUGCGGAGUGCAGGACGCAGUUUGCGAAGACUCGUCGAACAGGACAAACCUAGAGGAUGUUCACGCUUAUAGCCCCUACUCUGCAAGGACCUCAGGCCACCCGUUGAAGCACAAUUUGGCCGAAACUCGGCCACAUGUUCCCCAAGGCUGCGGAGAUGUCAUCACUAAAGAGACGAGCCCACCUGUACCUACCACAACUACAAGGGUAUUGCCAUACAGAACUAAUAUUACUCUUCAUGUCUACUUUUACUCUGCAGACCCACCUAAGGAUUACCUUCCAUACUCACAUAAUCGCUGCAUUUACAAGUUGUUGCAAUCCGGACCUCAUAUGUACCCAACGAGCUGCAAGGUACGUUGCCGGGCAGGAUGGCGUCGAACACGGCUCGUGAGACAAAGACUUCCGAAUUUCACGAAAUGCUUGAAGCUCGCCGACCAUUUUGCGGAGAGAAGUUUGGAUUCCAAGCAGUGCAUCGUGGGAUUUUGCUUACGCGGAGAGUGUAGGCAAACUAGUCGCCGAGUCAGUUGUCACGUACCUGGUGCUGGUGUCACUCCCUCAAGUAAUGCGGAGAAAUAAAGCUAACAUCAGAGCAGACGAUGAGCCGUUUCAUCUUCGCACUGCGAGGUGUUGUUUUGCGUGACCCGCUCACAGAAUAAAUAAAAUGAACCUGCAA